Cajanus cajan (pigeon pea) is the source of this 618-nucleotide messenger RNA. The record is from RefSeq and is a predicted model, not a curated record. NCBI's taxonomy places the organism in Eukaryota, Viridiplantae, Streptophyta, Magnoliopsida, Fabales, Fabaceae.
CAUAUCAUGUUUACGCGAUGGGGAGAAUGGAGAGCAUUUGGGGUGAUGAUUGGGCUGAGUUUAAGCCUGAGAGAUGGUUAGAGAAGGAUGAAACUGGAAAGUGGAGGUUUGUGGGAAGAGAUUCUUUCACUUAUCCUGUGUUUCAGGCAGGUCCUAGGAUGUGUUUGGGGAAGGAAAUGGCUUUCAUGCAGAUGCAGAGGUUGGUGGCUGGGAUUAUGAGGCGCUUCAGGGUUGUUCCCGCGUUGGCGCCGGGUGUCGACCCUCACUUCAUUUCCUUCUUAAGUUCCCAGAUGGAAGGUGGUUUCCCCGUCAAGAUCCUCCACAGGGAAACUUCACAUUCAAACUAAAUCUAUCUUGUUUAAUUAGUCCAUGUCAUUUACUUUUCUUUCUUCAAGUUGGAUGUUAGACUAGAGCGUUGAUCUUGUUUGUAUGUUUUUUAUUAAUUAUUUGAAGCUUAUAAUAAAUUACGAUUAAUGUUAGUUAAAUUUAUAUUUCUUAAAGAAGAUGGUGAAGAAUAGAGGUAAGCAAGGACAUGGAUAUGGAUACCGAAUUGUGUACUAAUACCUUUUAGUGGAAUAUAAUAAUAUGGCCUAUUGGAGUGGGAACAUAAUUAUGAUU